AAUAAUUAUAAUUUUAUGAAAACUCAAAAAACGGAACUUGUUCUUAUAUUGCUAUUGUGCACUAUAAAUUGUGUUAAUAUUAGUAGAUAGGAUGGAGUGGAAGAACUGAAAGUAAAUAGAUAAUAAUGAAAUAGAUAAGAAAACAAGUUGGGGUAAGAUUGCAUGGAGUUUAAGUUAAUUAGCCUUUUCAGGUGACUCAGCUUUAAAAGAAUUAGCUGAUGUUUUAAAUUCAGUGGUAUAGAUAUAGUUAUUAAAAUUUAUUAGACAGAAUAAGUAAAGGAUUUGAAACAUGAUCAUGAAUUUGCUAGUGAUAAAGCAAUUGAUGUUUAUUUUAGCAAAAAUGAAAAAUUAGAUUUAGGAAUAGAUGAAACAGUUACAUUUAUUGCAAGAAAUAUAGAUUAUUUAGAUUCUCAGAUGCACGAUUACAUUUUGAAUAUUAAUAAAAGAUUGGAAAAUUUAGAUUAGAAUGUAAAAGAAAAUAGAAAACAAUUAGAAUAUUUGACAUUCACAAGAUAAAAGCAAAAUGAAAAGUUUUUAGACACUUGUAAUCAAUAUAUUGAUUCUAGUAUCAUAAUAUGAACAUAUGGUUGCACAAGUCGAUAUGUGUAUAGCUUUACUUUAAGGGAUUUUUGCAAAUGAAUAAUUUAUUUAAGUCGAUAGAAUUAAAAUUAUUACAAGAAAAAUAUUUGCUGCUACUAUGUUAAUAGGUGGAAUAGAUAUGAAAGAAUUAUUAGAAACAACAGAAUCAGCUAAUUAUACAGAUACAAGAGUUCAAAAAUAUGUAUAAUAUAAAUUCAUUAUUAAUUUUAGAUUCUAGAAGCUUUUAAUAAUUUAAGAAAACAAUUUGUUGAUCAUAAAAAUUCAGAUAUCGCAUAUGAUGCUGAAUAAUAAAAAGAAUAUGAAGAUUAAAAGCAUUAAUUAGAUGGGGAACUUUUAAUUUUCAAGAGGGAUAUUGCAGAAUUGAUAUAUAAUUUAUCAGUUGCAGAAGAGAAAAUAAGAUAAAUUAAAGAUGAUAUUGAAUCAAAUAAAAAAGAUUAAUAGUUUUAUAAAAAGGAAAAAGAAUAUAUCAAUAAUGGAAAUUAGAUUGAAGAAAAAUGGAAAGCUAAAUUAACUCAAGAAUAUAAUAAUCAAUUAUUAUCAAUUGAGAAAGCAAUGAAUUUAAUAAGCUAACCUGAUUUUUGGGCAAGAAAUGAUUAGAUAAAGUUAAAUUAUUGAAAAAUUCAUAUAGAUAUCAAAUAUAAACAUUUAAUUUUUCACUAAUAAUAUGGUUUUAAUUUUA
This is a messenger RNA of Paramecium sonneborni, 1279 nucleotides long. The record is from the annotation of a GenBank genome assembly. Lineage: Eukaryota; Ciliophora; Oligohymenophorea; Peniculida; Parameciidae.